Trichomycterus rosablanca is the source of this 978-nucleotide messenger RNA. RefSeq names its product proteasome subunit beta type-11-like. Gene Ontology annotation, cellular component: proteasome core complex. The transcript has 2 exons. The coding region runs from base 1 to 978 and encodes 325 amino acids. Lineage: Eukaryota; Metazoa; Chordata; Actinopteri; Siluriformes; Trichomycteridae. The record is from RefSeq and is a predicted model, not a curated record.
AUGGUGCGGCUGGAGCCAGAGCCACCGGUUUCCCCGGACUACGCCGAGGCGAGCUCGGGUUUUUCUCUUGUUCCUUAUAGGUUGUCACAUGGUACCACCACUCUAGGGUUUGUGUUCCAGGGUGGAGUUAUUGCAGCAGCUGAUACUCGGGCAAGUUGUGCCGGUCUAAUUGCUUGCCCAUCUGCCCAGAAGGUUAUGCCCAUUCAUUCGCACCUGGUGACUACCACCUCUGGUAGUGGGGCAGACUGCAUGCUGUGGGAGCGAAUCCUAGCCAGGGAGAUACGCCUUUAUGAGCUCCGGCACAGCCGAAGGAUCUCUGUCAGUGGGGCCGCCAAGCUGCUCUCUCUCAUGCUGCACCCUUUUAAGGGCACCGAGGUGUGUGUGGCACUCACUCUCUGUGGCUGGGAUGUAAAAAAAUCAGUGACAGAGGCUGAAAUCAAGCAAAACUGUGGGACAAAAAAAGAUGUUGUUAAUCUGGCAGGUGAACCAGGCAAUGGCAGUGCAAGACUUGUACCAAUUAGUGAAUUAAACACUUUAAAAGCAAGGCCUUUCAUUAAGACACAACAAAGUGAUAAAAGCUGUGGAGAAUACAGCAGAAACUCAGAUCAAAAUUUGGAUGGAUCAGAAGUUGCAGCUAGUAACCCAUUUGGCCCCAAAGUGUACUACGUGUGCAGUGAUGGCUUGUUGUUAAGAGGAAACUUAAUAUCAGUAGGCUCAGGCUCUCCAUAUGCCUACUCAGUGCUGGAUGAUGGCUUGAGGUGGAGGAUGAGUGUGGAUGAGGCUGUAGCUCUGGCUAGAGAGGCAGUCUUUAGAGCCACUCACAGGGAUGCAUAUUCAGGGAACAAUGUAGAUCUGUUUCACAUUACUGCUAAUGGGUGGAGCCGCAGAAGUAGGGAGGAUCUGAAGGAAGAAUACUACCACCAAAAGGAAAAGAAAAAGAAAAUGAUGCAGCAGAGAGUGGAAGAAAAACAAAAUUGA